Sporisorium graminicola is the source of this 1881-nucleotide messenger RNA. RefSeq lists its product as uncharacterized. Bases 1 to 1881 code for a protein of 626 amino acids. Lineage: Eukaryota; Fungi; Basidiomycota; Ustilaginomycetes; Ustilaginales; Ustilaginaceae. The transcript has a single exon. The record is from RefSeq and is a predicted model, not a curated record.
AUGGACAAGAGCAGUGCCAACGGGGGCCCGCCUAGCUAUGCCCCAACGCCGUCUUCCUCGGCCUCGCAACCCACGGCAACCGCAUCCGCACCUCCACCGGUUGUGACGCCAUCGACUGUGCCGAGCCAAGCUGCAACCGAUGAUGUUACGACCGAGCAACUUAAACUCGAAGACCUUCCUCGUGGUGUGACGCUCAAAGAAGCUUCCAACCCGGCCUCCGUUUACAACAACACCAAGGUCUCGCUCGAGCUGCCGCUCAUCACAGCUUCCAAACGCAUUCCUAGCCCGCCAGCUCAAUCCGCACCUUUACCGCCCUUCUUGCUGCACUGCACGCUGUUUGCAUCGUACGAUAUCAAUGCGCCCCAUCCAGUCCCCUUUCGACAAGUCGGCUGCCCCGCCACCCACUCUCGUGGCCAGCCAUCGGCAACUUCCAAGAACAAGGUUUCGCAGUCCGUCUCGAAGCUGCGCAAGCGCCUCGGCGUCCAGCUCCCCGUAGCCUACCUCGGCAGUGCGGGCUUCAAUCCGAGCUCGACCGCAUCUUCGUCACCGUACGCAAGCUUGCUUGCCUAUCUUGCACAUCCUCAGCCGAGGAAUGGCGCCGAGAUGGCGGCUCGUUCGGGCAACGUCAGCCGCUACCGCAAAGUGAGCCUUUUCCAAGCACAGGCGAAGGAGCUGACGGGCAUCGUGUCGAGGCCGUUGGUGGAAAGAGUCAUUUCAGCCAUCUAUGCGGGCCAAGGAAUCUACGACAAGAUGGCCGUGUUCCCAGCUGAGGCGGUGCUGCGAUAUUCGAACAAGCCGUUGGUCGCAGCAGAUGCGAGCAACGGUGAUGACGACGGGCAGCAAAAGACAGGUUGGCUGGCCAAGCUAAAAGGCAAGGCCAAGGGUAAAGCCAGCAGCGGCAACAGCAAGACGGACGAUACCUCGCAUGCGAUCGAGCAGGUCAAGUCUGCCGAAAGCGUCCGCAGAGUCGCCACCCGAAACGACGAGGACGACAAGCCGUCCGAGGUACGCUCCGUGAAGACGGCCAUGGUGUUUGCCACCCUGGACCUGCUCGCACCUCCGCCACGCUUGCUCGAGACCGGAGGUCCCUACCCGAUCGAGAUGAACAAGGCGUCGGACGCGGACCUGGCCACGUCUGCGCGUCUGAUCAGCGAGUUCGAUCGAGGCACCGACGACGAGCGUUUCGAAAAGUUCCUCUUCGCACCCACCGCAGCGGACGAGCAGCUGUCUGCCGACAUGCUACGUGCCCUGGAGCGCCGUGGAUGCAUCUGGGCGGAAGCGGGCCGGCUGAUCACGCCGAGCUCGAGAAAUCCGAACCCAAAAGAGCGAGCGAGGUUCCUGGUCAAAGGUCUGUUCCCGGAACGCUUUGUGUAUCGAUGCAAGUACUACCGUGGACGCAAGUUCGAGCCUAUGCCUAGCGAUCUCGAUGCGAAGGAAGUCAAGAAGUUUGGCUCUCCACUCAUUGUGCAUCUCGUUCCCGAGCGGACGGGGAACGAAGGCAUUGAUCUGUGCGACUAUCUGGCCUCGCAGCCGACACCGACGCUGACGGGUACGGCUGCUGCUGCUGGCGCAGAGGAUGAACAGGCAAAGCUCGACUGGGAGUUCGAUGACGAGGACAACAUCACGUUCAACGAGCCCUCGGCCGCGACGAAUGUAGACAACACUGCAGCUGCGCCUCCACCGGACUACACUGCGACGCAGAAGGAGCUGCUCAAAGGAUACGGGAUUGAAUCGCAGAGGGCAAAGGCGCUGAUCGAGGCCGAGAAGGACUUUUUCCACGGCUGGAGCAUCGGCGUCACUGAAGAGCCGUUCAAGAACGGCGGUUGGAUGGAGAGCAUGGGCACAGGCUCGUCGUUGUGGUUCGCUGCCAGCGGGCUAUAG